UUGGCUGAACUGUUUCCGACUACACUCGUAUCUCGCUGAUCCUGGCAGUCCGGAACCGGGCACUGUCCGUAACUUUGAAAUGUCUGUAAAUCUGAAUCACAUCCGUUUCAAUGGGGAAGGGCCAACUCUGAGGUCUGUAUAUGGUACUGUACAUGUACACAGGGUUCGCAGCGAAGUUUGGAAGUCUGGAAAAAGUUUGGAUUUUAUAAUUCAAUUUUCCAGGUCUGGAAAAAGUUUUGAAAAGGCGCUCCUUUUGAAAAAGUAUGGAAAAUGUUUUGAAUUUCGAUUUUUUGGCCGCAGAUGUGCUGCACUACUGCAGUGCAAGUGGCCGUUUUGAGUGCCGCGAUAGAAGACGCGCUGGCGAUGCGUGGUGUUCACUGCAUGUACGCGUCUCGUACAGUCAUUUCAGUGCAGCUCAAGCGCGCGCGGCCGGUGAUGACUUUUAUUAGGCCGUUUUUCGUUACUGGCGCUCGCGCUCGACUUUGAUUCUUUGAAGUCGGGACAGCAGGAUGGCGAGGUCCUUUCGCACUCAGAUGAGUUUGCUGGCGAGGAUGUAGCCGUCUUUUGCGCUGAGAUGGACACCAGCUAUGUAAAUGUUUCAUUGGAACCCCCUCUGGAGGCGGAUUUGAACUUACGGAGGGGAACUCUUGGCGCAUGAAUCCCCCUGCUAUUUUCAGGGGCUUUAGCUGCUGAAGGCAAUAUCAUCGCAAUGCACCUUGGUGAAUUUGUUGAUGGUAGUAGUACCAGGGAGGAUUUUACUACGCCCUGGUUGUACUCGUAGCAAUAGUGGAGAAGACAGUCGUGCAGAAGAGAUUUAUAAUUUAUUUUUCCUGCACGAGUGGGUUUGGAAAUUCUUGAAAUUGGUUUGGAAAAAGUUUGGAAAUAGUUUGGAAUUUUGUGUGCUUGGUUGGCUGCGAACCCUGUGUACAUGUAUAUAGUCUAGCUAGGCAUGGUGGUAGCAUGACAUCAUCUCCAAUGGCAUCAUGACAUCAUCUUCCCGUUUCAAUGGGGAAGGGCCAACUCUGAGGUCUGGAUAAGGUACUGUACAUGUAUAUAGUCUAGCUAGGCAUGGUGGUAGCAUGACAUCAUCUCUAAUGUAACUUUGCAAUGUCAGUAACUGAUCAUUGUACAAAAUAAAAUAAAAAAUAACUCUGAAUUACAUCCGUCUCAAUGGGGAAGGGACAAUUCUGAGGUCCGGAUAAGGAGCUAUGAGUGUAUGUCUGAACUGUUGUGUACCGUUAUGCUGCAUGUUUGGACCAAUGUUACAGCGUUUCUGGCAUUGGCCGAAUGCAACGUGUGUAGUUGUCCUCUUCAAAUGUGAUAAUAAGAUGCACUAUUCUCUCUGUUCCUCAGUCACGAUGCCAUCAUUUUUUCCACUGCUCUCUCUCUCUCUCUCUCUCUCUCUCAACAACCUGCUUGUUAAACCCUGCACCUGCUUUCAGGCGUAAAAAAACUAUUGUAGAGGUAUCAGACCUCGUUUGUUAGACUCGCCUGCUGUCUUUAUGAAUGUAACUUACUCUCUCUCUCUCUCUCUCUCUCUCUCUCUCUCUCUCUCUCUCUCUCUCUCUCUCUCUCUCUCUCUCUCACCAUUACACCAUCAGACCGGGAAACAACAUGUCCACACUGUUUGAGAAAACUCAAAUGGAAACAAAACUUGCCACGACAUCUACAGACCUGCCCGGUCUACAAAUCACUUUCAACCACCUCAGCCAAAGCAGACGGCAGUAGCGGGGAUGGUCGGACGACUUCCAUGAUUGAUUCAAUGCACUUCAGCCCAUCUGUAGGUCAGACAAUGACUCCUGGAGAUGAAUUGCGAACAAUCCCGCACGAAUCCACUCCCUGUCAUAAUGAGUCUUUACUUCAUGUCCUGAAUCAACGGGACAUGGACAAGGUAGAAGUCCGGCAGUCCCUACUGCUACCGUCAGCCAAAAACACCAAGGCAUGGCACACAAUAAACGUUCAGUUGAAGAUCCAUCUCACUCAACAUUUCCCAACCUCAUACCUCAAAAACACUAACAUCGAAGAGACUCUGGACAAACUAGAGAACUUCAUUCACUGGUUUUUCGACCAGAAACCACCACCACCUCCACCAAAACACAAGAAUGCAAAUAAAAACCGUGCAGUGGAAAAACUCCGGGCUCACAGGCGUGAUUUAAAGCGCCAAUUUCGUAAGAUCAAAAACCCGGACGAAGUACCUGCAGCGCUCAGAAAUGAGUAUUUUUCAAUUGGAAAACAAAUCAAGCGUCUUUUGAAACAACAAAAGAUGUACGACGAUCGAUCCCGGAACAAGAGGGACCAGGAUGCCUUUCUCAAGGACCCAUAUGCCUUCGGAAAGAAAUUGUUUCAACCAACCAACCAUGUCAAACCCACUUUCUCUGACACUACCUGCUUUGAGUACUUCCAACACACAUAUGCAGACCAGGAUCGUGCCACUUCGUACGAAUCCUGCCCCAGUGCAGGGAAGCCCCGGGAUUGCACCCACCCAGUCGAUGAGGGGACCCCUACAUGGACUGAAUUUCAGAAUGUUUUGAAGAAGUGUCGCAACACCUCUGCACCGGGUCCUGACAAGAUACCUUACAUAGUUUGGAAGCUUUGUCCCUCCCUUCAAUCCAUUCUUUUCACCAUCUUUGGGCGGGUUUGGGAGAGCAAGAUCAUUCCAAGGCAGUGGCAGGUAGCGUGUAUCACACUCCUGGCCAAGGGGGAGGUGUCUGAUGAUCCUUCGAAAUUCCGACCGAUUGCUCUAGCGAACACGUCCGGGAAGAUCUUUUUCACCUUAGUUGCAAAGCGCCUCUUGAAACAUAUGCUAGGCAAUAAGUUCUUCGAUGGUGACAACCAGAAAGGAUUUAUGCCUGCAAAGGCUGGGUGCUUAGAGCAUACAUCACUUUGUUAUGAGGCGAUGCGUGAUGCAAAGACGGCAAAACGCCAAAUUUGCAUUGCGUGGAUAGAUUUGAAGAAUGCAUUUGGUUCAGUGCGCCACAAUCUGAUACAGUAUGCUCUAACCCACUACAGCCUUCCUUUGCAAUUCAGGAAAUUAAUUUUUUCCUACUACGACAGUCUUUGCGCUUUCGUCGUACAACCACACACACCCACCUUUAAUUACAACAUUGGUGUUUUCCAGGGGUGUCCCUUGUCCCCGGUCCUUUUCAAUAUUUGUUUCCAGCUUCUGCUGGACUCACUUGCAGCCCCUGAAUUAAGUUGCCUCUCCUAUGAUUUUAAAUCUGCCCCUUUGCAAGUGUCCCAAACAGCUUUUGCUGAUGACUUAGGCCUCUAUAGCAAAUCUAGUGCAGGUUGUCAAAAACUCAUUGCGGUCACGGAGGACUUUCUCUCGUGGACCCAAUGUAUGCAGGCGGCGCCGCACAAAUGCAAAAGCAGUGCAGCAAAGCUUGUAGAUGGCCGGUACAAACCUUACGAUCCCUGCCUGACAAUGUCAGGGAGGAAGAUCGCUUUCAUUGACACUGCAGAGUUCAAGUUCCUGGGGCGAAGGCUGCAUGCUGAUUGCUCUGAGCAGACCCAGCGGGAAGACAUCCGUCAACUCACUGUAUCUCUCAUGCAAAAAGUAGAUGGCUCUUGGCUUCAAGACCACCACAAGCUAUGGCUUUACCACCAUCUUGUAGUGCCCAAGCUUUCUUGGUCUUUCCAGGUUCUUGAACUCACACAAGGUUUUGUACGUGAACUGCACUUUAUGUGUUUACCAUUUCUGAAGAAAUGGUCAGGCCUACCUCGAUGCGCAAACUCUGCCAUUCUUUUUAUUGGCAGUCGCAAACGCUUUGGCUUACGCCUCCACUACCUUCCUACGGUGUGGAAAAAGUGCCAGUCCAUCAAAUGGCACAUUCUUCGAUCGAGUUGGGACGCGCGCAUGAGGGCGCUGUACACUCUGCGUCGGAGUAAGGAUGCGAAGCUGACAAAGCGAUAUGCGGCGACAAUAGAGCUGGAGUGUGCAGAGGCAUCAGUAGGUUCAGGGACUCUCCGUCCACCGUCAUCUUCAAGUCAUCGUGCAGGGUUGGGUGCUCCUGCUCCGAAGCAGCAUUCCAAACCCCCGAGGAAGGAUCUCCUUCAAACAUUUGAGGAGAUCAACGCGCAGGAGCAGAUUUUGAGGCUGAAGACUCUUCAGGUGCAAGGCAAGUGGUUGGAGUGGACAUCGGUGAUGUGGCAGGACCUCUCGUGGAAAUCCCUUUUGUACGGUGGUACUGGUAAGGAUUUGAAAUUUCUUCUCGCAUCAACCCUCGACGUGCUACCUUCUCCGACGAACCUACGCCGUUGGGGAAACACCGUAGUGGAUCCGUACUGUAGUUUGUGCCGUACCUGGGCCUGUACUACGCGCCACGUGCUUGGCGCUUGUCGCGUAGCACUGGACCAGGGACGUUACACCUGGAGGCACGACAACGUACUCGGGGUCAUCGUCAGGAACAUGCGUGAGGAGAUUCGAAUCCGCACUGCUGCAAACACCGUACAAACCGAAAAUUCAAAUGAGCUUGACUUCAUCUCGUUUUGCAAGGCGGGAGAGAAGCCAGUUCGCGUUCAGCCCAGACGAAAGUUGGUUACGACUGAUCUCCUGUCAGCGGCCUCAGACUGGAAACUUCUUGUCGACUCAGUUAGUGCAAAGAUUUCUUUCCCUAGCUGUGUUGCACUUACCACCCUAAGACCAGAUAUAGUUCUGUACUCUACGAGUCGUAGGAUUGUAUUCUGGAUGGAGUUGACAGUUUGUGCUGAGGACAGAUUCAGUGUCAGUAACUCGCGGAAGGACAGGCGGUAUGCGGAUCUGGCCGAUCAAUGCCGAGCAAACGGGUGGCAGGUCGUUUCUUUUUCGGUUGAGUAAGACGUCUCUGCGAAGCAGCUACAUCAUCUGGUUGCGGCGUCAACAAAAACACUGGUCGGAAGAUCCACUUUUCUGAGG
Messenger RNA from Sycon ciliatum, 4894 nucleotides. RefSeq lists its product as uncharacterized. The record is from RefSeq and is a predicted model, not a curated record. Lineage: Eukaryota; Metazoa; Porifera; Calcarea; Leucosolenida; Sycettidae. Bases 1751 to 4816 code for a protein of 1021 amino acids. The transcript has 2 exons.